Messenger RNA from Myotis lucifugus (little brown bat), 2945 nucleotides. Its product is annotated as proton-coupled folate transporter-like. Bases 3 to 1397 code for a protein of 464 amino acids. The transcript has 5 exons. Lineage: Eukaryota; Metazoa; Chordata; Mammalia; Chiroptera; Vespertilionidae. The record is from RefSeq and is a predicted model, not a curated record. Gene Ontology annotation, molecular function: transmembrane transporter activity. Gene Ontology annotation, biological process: transmembrane transport. Gene Ontology annotation, cellular component: plasma membrane.
GCAUGGAGCGCUCCGAGCGGCAGCGGCCCGCGAGCUCCGCGGGCGCACCCCGCAGCCACCCCGCGGCGAAGGUGCUGUUCCGCGGCCCCGUGGGGCCGAUCCUCUUCCUUGCCAACUUCUCCUUGGUCCUGCAGGGCCCGCUCACCACGCAGUACCUGUGGCACCGCUUCAGUGCCGACCUCGGCUACAAUGGCACCCACGAUAGAGGCGGCUGCAGCAACCACAGCGCGAACCCCAUCAUGCAGGAAGUGGAGACCCUCACCUCUCACUGGACCCUCUACAUGAACGUGGGCGGCUUCCUGGUGGGGCUCUUCUCGUCCACCUUGCUGGGUGCUUGGAGUGACUGUGUGGGCCGUCGUCCCCUGCUGGUGCUGGCCUCGCUGGGCCUGCUGCUCCAGGCGCUGGUAUCCAUCCUUGUGGUGCAGCUGCAGCUACACGUCGGCUACUUCGUGCUGGGCCGCAUCCUUUGUGCCUUCCUCGGCGACUUCAGUGGCCUCCUGGCUGCUGGCUUUGCCUCCGUGGCAGAUGUCAGCUCUCACCGCAAUCGAACCAUCCGAAUGGCCCUGCUGGAAGCAUGCAUCGGGGUGGCAGGGAUGGUGGCGAGCCUCAUUGGGGGCCACUGGCUCCAGGCCCAGGGUUAUGCCAACCCCUUCUGGCUGGCCUUGGCCUUGCUGAUAUUCAUGACUUUCUAUGCUGCUUUCUGCUUUGGCGAGACUGUGAUGGAGCCAACACCUGCCCGGCUCUUCACGUUCCGUCACCACCGAUCCAUUGUCCAGCUCUACACGGCUCCGGCCCCGGACAAGUCCAGGAAGCACUUGGCCCUGUACUCACUGGUCAUCUUUGUGGUGAUCACUGUGCACUUUGGGGCCCAGGACAUCCUGACCAUCUAUGAGCUGAGCAGACCCCUCUGCUGGGACUCCAAGCUGAUUGGCUACGGUUCUGCAGCUAGACACCUCCCGUAUUUCACCAGCCUGCUGGGCCUGUGGCUGAUGCGAUUCUGCCUGACGGACACCUGGGUGGCUGAGAUUGGCUUGGCCUUUAACAUCCUGGGGAUGGUGGUCUUUGCGUUCGCGACCAGCACACCCCUGAUGUUCACAGGGUACGGGCUCCUCUUCCUGUCUUUAGUCAUUACACCCAUUGUCCGGGCCAAGCUCUCCAAGCUGGUGAGCACGUCAGAGCAGGGUGCUCUCUUUUCUGCUGUGGCCUGUGUGAAUGGCCUGGCCAUGCUGAUGGCCUCCAGCAUCUUCAACUCGCUCUACCCAGCCACCCUGAACUUCAUGAAGGGGUUUCCCUUCCUCCUGGGAGCUGGCCUCCUCUUCAUCCCUGCCAUUCUGAUUGGGAUUCUUGGAAAGACUGAGCCUCGCUCUGAAUUCCAGCAGUUUCCCCAGAGCCCCUGAUCUGCCUAGACGUGAGAACAGAGGGCCAAGAGGGGUGAAGUGAGCACUAACCAGCUGGAAGGAUGCCCCUGGGACCCCACCCACAGCAGCAGCAGCAGCAGCUCCCCUCAAAGGCAGUGUUCACCCUGGAUAAGGUGGUCAAGCUAGACCAGGGCCCCCACCUCAUCCAAAGCUUGCCAGCCUAUGACUCGAGGAUCUGGAAUUGUAACCCAGACAGUCUGACUCCAGGGCAGGCAGUGGCGGGGGGGACAUUUGGAACAGGGGUCUGUUCAUCCUCUAUGCAAUUACAUAAAACCCUCCAGGGGAGAGAGGAGGUCCUGAUGGAGGUGAUGCCUCAGGGACCAGUUGAAGCAUGAGGGCUGGCAUCUCUGCUUCCAACCCAAACUGCACAGCUCACAGUUCAUCGUGAGCAGCCACCAGCCAUGCCUUAAUGACGAAUAUUUCGAGGGGAGGAAGGGUUGUGGGGAUGGAGAGAGAGUGCUACGGACUCAGUGGAAUCAAGCCCCUGGGCUUAGCAGUGCCAACCAUCAUAAUAAAUCAGUAUAAGCACACUGACAUGAAUCGUCUGGUACCCAAGGCAUUGGGCUGUGGGCCCUUUAUUUUCUGUCCCGUUUGCCCCCAUGGGUCAGAUAGCAGCUGCUGGGCUGGGCAGAAGCCCCUGAGCUGCCAUGAGAUUGGUCCGGGGCGUGACCAGCCCAGACUUCAUCUGACCGCCCAUUCUCUUCUCCUGAGCUGCUGGGAGAUGAAGGGCUGCCAGGCUUGUAUCAAGCCAAGCAGGGAGGCUUGGAGCAGAGCCCUGGCCGCUCAUUCUGAGGGUUAGAUCCGCUCCCUGAAGGCGCCAGUACUGGUCCCCCUGGCAACAACAGCCCAAGCAGAAUUAGUUUUUAUCACUCAGCCCUGCAACACCUCCCAUCGCCAGGUAUUUCAGCCGGGCCUUGUGCUGAGACCGUGCCUCAGCCUGGAUCUGAAGUUGCAAAGGCAAAAUUGGAUUUGAUAUUAAGGUACCAUAAGCCCCCAAGCAGACCCAGAUCAGGUGGUACUUGACUCUUCAAACCAGACUUGGCCACAGGGUUUAGCCCUCUAAUGUCAUUUCUAGCCCAUUCUCUCUUACCAGCCCUGCCAGUCAGUUUUCUGGCUGGAAAUCACUCAAGUAAAGUGGGUGUGGCCUAGGGCAAACCAAGGUCAAUGUGUCCUUUACAGCCCAGGCCUGUUUCUAGAUUCCCACCUCACUGUUCCCUCUGUCACUGGAAGACUGGAGCAAGAAGAGGACAAUCCAUUGAUUGUCCCAGCAUGAGGCAGGAGGGGGACGGGGGGAGGAAGGCGCUGGGCUGGGCUCAGACCUGGGCUCUACUCCAGCCACUGCCUGGUCCACAGGUGACCUUGAGCAAGCCCAUCUACGAAAGGCUGGAUCUGAUCAUGGUUGGACAGGUUAGGAAACACUGGGUUAGAGGUAAUAUUCUGAGAUCCUUUCCGCCUCAUAUGUUCUAGAAUGAGAUGCCUCUCUUUGUGGACCUGGGGGAAGAAUAAAUGAGUUGGAGCUGGACUUUU